Ixodes scapularis (black-legged tick) is the source of this 387-nucleotide messenger RNA. RefSeq lists its product as uncharacterized. Bases 1 to 387 code for a protein of 128 amino acids. The record is from RefSeq and is a predicted model, not a curated record. The transcript has a single exon. Lineage: Eukaryota; Metazoa; Arthropoda; Arachnida; Ixodida; Ixodidae.
AUGUCGAACUGGACGAGGCGAACUGGACGAGACCGCGCGUACGCGCAGUACGCUGUCGUCAUGCUGGGACGACAACGUGUGUUCCGGGACCGCCUCGAUCCGCUGGAAGAAUUCGACGAGGAUGCGCUGCAGCAACGAUUCCGGUUUGGUCGCGCGGGAAUUAUGUUUCUCGCGGAGACGCUGCGGCCGGACUUGGAGCGGUCGACGCGUCGCAGCUGCGCCUUGUCCGCAGAGCAACAGGUGAUCGUCGCUCUGCAAUUCUACGCCACAGGCAACUUCCUCAUCACUGCAGGCGACUACGUUCACGUGCAAGUCUCUAGUGCUUCACGGUCCGUGAGGCAGGUCACCGUAGCUCUGGCACGUCGAGCAAGGGACUUCAUACGGUAA